Spirodela intermedia is the source of this 3316-nucleotide messenger RNA. Lineage: Eukaryota; Viridiplantae; Streptophyta; Magnoliopsida; Alismatales; Araceae. The record is from the annotation of a GenBank genome assembly.
AUGUACGGGCAUCAUGAGGGCAAGCACGGGAUCCUUACCUCAAGAGCGGCCUUUCAUCAGGACAGGCACCUGCUUCUUCAGGGGGCGAAUGCUCCAGGGGAUGCUGGGCUAGUGCUCUCGACUGACGCCAAGCCUAGACUGAAGUGGACCCAGGACCUCCAUGACCGUUUUAUAGAAGCAGUGAAUCAGCUAGGCGGAGCAGACAGUGAGUAGUCAACAUAACAGUGAAUCAGCUCUUCUUCUUCUUCUUCUUCUUCUUCUUCUUCUUCUGGUCUUAGAUGAUCUUACCUUUUCUUGUGGCUGUGGCUGUGGCUGAUUCGAGGGCUUCAUUCUGCAGAGGCAACCCCGAAGACAAUCAUGAAGCUGAUGGGCAUUCCAGGACUCACCUUGUACCACCUGAAGAGCCACCUCCAGGUACCCUCGGAGUUCCCUUUGUGCUCUAACCGAUGUUGAUCAUAAAUCGGAAGCUAAUCUACACCCCACCUCUCUCUCUCUCUCUCUCUCUCUCCAUCUCUAUCUAUCAUUGUCGGACACUCAGAAAUACAGGCUCAGCAAGAAUCUCCACACACAAGCAAACAGUGCGACCUGUAAGAAUGGUAAAUGAUACAGUUUCCCUAAUUUUCCUCAAGUAAGAAGAGGGUGAUUUGAAAUGGUAAUUUACUAUAAUCUAUGGCUCAUACAGCAUCUGCUGGGAGGCCACCAGAAGUAAGUGGAACACAGACAAGCACUGCCACACCUUCCCCUGCAAAUAAGUACGAGCCAAAUAUAUUGGAUGUGAGAUCAUUCUUGAGGCAGUUUCCCUGCCAUUUGUAACGCUCCCAUAUUAUUUGGAAUCGCAGAACCCUGCAAAUAGGCGAAGCUCUUCAGAUGCAAAUCGAGGUGCAGAAAAGGCUGCAUGAACAACUCGAGGUAAGGCCUCAUCACUUGAAUCAGACUCGUACGAUGUGACCUUUUAAUUCCAUAAAUCGAUUUCAAAAAGAAAGCUCGUGCAGAUGUUGAUUUCAUUCAGUGCAUGAUGAGAGUUGCUCGACAAGUGGCGUUUCAGGGAAAAUUAAUCUAUUAGAUUAUCUCCUUAUAUUCCACAAAGGAAAAAAUAUCUCGAGAGAUUAAGAGACCAUUAUGUGAGAAUCCAAAACAGUUAGAUAAUCAGAAGUCGCCGGUGUUUCUCUUCAUCCGUGGGUAGGCACAUAAUUUUUUAAGCUAUUUUUCUAGUGUCUUUGGAUCCUGUGUUCUUCCUGAAACAUGAAAAAAUUACAAUUUCCAAAAACAGUGAGGCAUGAGAUACUGUUUGAAGUUUUUUUCAUACCUGAUAUCUCUAGUCCAGAGUGAUGAAAAAGUAGACCUUCAGGAGAACAGCCUCUUCUCGGUCACUCUGUAGCCAUACUUGGCAGCAUUAUUUACAGGGUAUCAACUUCCCAUCUUCUGAUCGCGCUUUGCAUCCCCUGUCUCCUACCUGUGAUAGGACGUAGUCUACUCUUGAGCUCUGACUGCUCUAUCUGAAAAAGGAAUCAGCGGAUAUCUGACGGAAAUUAUGAACAUUCUCAAUACAUGAUUCCUUCAUGGAGUUGGAUUCCAUUUGAAAUCCAAAAAAUAUCCUACUAAUUCUAACUUUAAAAGGAUUUAACAUGCAGUCCUAUCGGUGGUUCUAAAAUCAGUAAAGGCCUUUGCAGGUUCAUGAUUCUCGCUGUCUGGUCUAAGCGGCACGGUGUCAUCUGCAAAUUGUACUUCUGUAAAUUUCAACCAAACCAGAUUUUUGUACACUUGACUGAGUGUUUCAUACACCAAUAUAAGAGCAUGUACAUGUGUCGUACAGAAGCCCCCUUCUCAGAGUCCUUGAGAUCUUCUGUAGGAAUUGGAGGGAUACCAUAUUAUAAAAAACCAUAUUGAGUCGAUCGCUUACAUUCCACAACUUUCCUGCAGCCUUCUUUUCUUGGUCCUGUGUCCUCCUAUUUCAUAGGAUAAAGUGCGUGCAUGUGUUCAAGGUGCUUGCCUCCUUUCCCUGGUCUACCACUGGGGCAAUAUGGGCCUGCUCAAUUGCAACCCAGAAAUCAGCCCAUACUCUCGUGUUUUGAUUCGGCUCAGAAAGACUGAGCCUGAGUGUUACAUCCUUCCCUCAAUACAUGUGAAACUUUAUACCAUGUAUUUGUACAUUUCUUAUCCCUGUUUGCCUCUCAGGUUUUUGACUCACAUUCUUUCCAAUCUAUCUUUCUCUAUCCUCUCUUCAUGUCACCUCAGGAAAAUAGCUUGAUUUUCAGAGAAACCAUAGACUCUCCCUCUUUUCCAAUAUACCACAGUAGGAACCCUCUCUAAUUUAUUCCCCAAUCCUACGAAGCAAGAAAAAAUAUCAAUCUAUUUCAAUUUCCAUAUUGCUGCACUGCCAUAUUUUGUCGAACCAAAUGUAAAUAAAUUCUCUAAGGCAAUAAAUCCCCGAGAUGUUAUCACUUCACGCGGUAAAACUCUCCUAAUAGUGGGUGUGGAUUAUAAUUAUUUUCUCCCCGUUUCGUUCCUCUGUCAGUUUUUCAAUUGCUAUUGGAACGAAACUAAAUGUUUCUUGUGACAAAAAUAGGUCCAAAGGCACUUACAGCUAAGGAUAGAGGCUCAGGGAAAGUACUUACAGUCCGUGCUUGAAAAGGCUCAGGAAACUCUGGGAAAGCAAAAUAUUGGUCCAGCCGGACUAGACGCAGCCAAAGCACAGCUCUCUGAAUUGGUCUCUGAAGUGUCGAAUGAAUGUAUAAAUUCUCAGAUUCCAGGACUAAGAGAAAUGGCAGUCUUCAGAGGUUUUCAAGCUCAAAGACACCAACUUGCAGAUUGCUCCAUGGACAGUUGCUUGACAUCAAGUGAAGGUGCUCAAAAGGAUCGAGAAAUGCAAAAUAUCAGGAUGAGGUUGGGAACCUACAAUGAUGAUUUUACAAUAUGCACAAACCACGAUGGACAGAAUGGGCUUGGUCACAUUCAACCUUCUUGGACUGAUACGCAGAAUGAAUGUAAAAAGUUGUCUUCAUCUGUAGGGAAAGAUGCAGGAAGGGCAAUGUUACCUUGGAAAGACGCUGGGGAUUUAUCCAUGGGCAUUACAAUUGAAAGACUUACAGAGAGUGACCGUGGGGUUACCGUUUAUAAUGUGAAAAAGAAAGAUAGAGAGGGAGAGAAGCUCUUCCAUGAAUCAAAAAUAAUGGCUUUCGAUCAAGACAGAGAGAAGCCCUCUGGAAGCUUUGGACAAGAAGAUAUAUCAGCAGAACUUGAUCUAAACACCCAAGAUAAAAGUGCUGAAGCUCCAAACUUCAAAAUGUUUGACUUGAAUGGUUUCAGCUGGAGCUGA